AUGUCGGACAAGCCGAUCUUCGUAGCUACGCAUCCGCGAGCAUGCUCGACGGCUUUUGAACGGGUCUUCAUGACUCAACGCGACACCAUCCAGUGUGUCCAUGAGCCGUUCGGUGACGCCUUCUACUACGGCCCCGAACGCCUCUCCGGUCGGUUUGCCCACGACGAACAGGCCCGUCUGGAGAGCGGGUUCAGCAAGUCGACCUACAGCACCGUGUUGGAGAGGAUUGAUCGUGAAGCUUCUGAGGGGAAGAGAGUUUUCAUCAAGGAUAUCGACCACUACCUGCUUCCGCCGAGCGGCAAGCCCGCGAGUGUUGCGCCAUCGUUGCGACGCAUCAAGCGCGGGGUGGGGACUGAAGAAGCCCUCAACGGACACCACUCGGCCAAUGGCGUGAACGGCACCGCUCACGUCAACGGCCACUCCACCGCGCCAGUCAACGGAGCCACCAACGGAGUGAACGGCACUUCGAAUGGCGCGGUGACCAACGGGGCCGCCAACGGCGUCAACGGACACCAUGGCGACACCAACGGGGCUAGCAAAGAGCCCUACCCGUAUGACACGCCAGCGGAACCCAGGAAUCCGACGGUGAUGCCGCGUGCAAUCCAGGAGCAGUUCCACUUUGCGUUCCUGAUCCGCGACCCGCACUACAGCGUGCCAUCGUAUUUCCGGUGCACGAUCCCGCCUCUGGACGAGGUUACGGGGUUCUAUGAUUAUGAUCCCCUCGAGGCCGGGUAUGACGAGCUGCGGCGUCACUUUGACUACCUGCGCGGCGAGGGUCUGGUCGGACCGCGCGUGGCGUCCCGGCCUGACCUCAACGCGGAGGCGGAAUCGACGGGGCAGACCACUGUCCACGAGAUUUGUGUGAUCGACGCGGACGACAUGCUGGACACUCCGCCGCCGACCAUUGAAGCCUUUUGCCGUAGUGUUGGCCUGCCGUACAGCCCGGCGAUGCUGCGGUGGGACACGGAGGAAGAUCAUGCGUUUGCGAAGGCGGCAUUUGAGAAAUGGCGUGGGUUCCAUAACGACGCGAUCGAGUCCAAGGGUCUGGAGGCGAGAACUCAAAAACGCCCUGCCAAGACCGAGGAGGAAUUCGACGCCGAAUGGCAGAAGAAGUACGGCGAGAAGGCAGCCGCUCUCAUCCGCAAGACGGUCGACGACAACAUGGCCGACUACUUGCACCUGAAGCAGUUUGCCGUGAAGGUCUAG
Messenger RNA from Penicillium alfredii, 1206 nucleotides. RefSeq lists its product as uncharacterized. NCBI's taxonomy places the organism in Eukaryota, Fungi, Ascomycota, Eurotiomycetes, Eurotiales, Aspergillaceae. The transcript is spliced from 4 exons. Bases 1 to 1206 code for a protein of 401 amino acids. The record is from RefSeq and is a predicted model, not a curated record.